CGGCGCCGAACCCUGAGUCGCUCAGUGUCCAUCGGCCAUCCAUCCACUCGCUAUCUCUCAUCUACUCAUCUGCUCAUUUACUUGAUCUCAUCUCGACUCUACUACUCUCUACUCGUCCUCACCUCUCGGGAUCUCCUCUCGCAAUCUCAUCCACAUCCAUUCAAUCCACCCACACACCAUGACGUUCAUCACCAUCCCUCGCCUGUCCUCGGCGUCUUCAUCGGCGACCACCACCCCCCUCGCCUCGCCUACCACCGGACACCAGGACCGUCUCAACUCUUUCCUCGCGACUUUCGAGGCUGGAACACACGCGUUCUCUCGCGGCGACGAGUGGGCCGACGGUGCCCGCGUCUCGAAACAGUCCAAGCAACCUACCGCCCAGCAGCCUAAACAGGAGCCGCGCCGCGCGUCGUGGGCCAGCGCGCUCUCGCUCCUCCGCGAAGAGCCCCGCCACUUUGACCCCUCGCGCGACCCCAAACUCCACGCGCUGAUCUGAGCGCCCCACACUGUCCGAGCAACGAUAGCGCGCACGACCGCCGCUACGACCAUGAGCCCGAGCGGCAGCGACGCGAACACACACACCUGCAUAUCAUUAUCAUUGUUGCCCCACUAGUGUCUGUAGUAAUGCAUGUAUACCAGUCUACUUUG
This is a messenger RNA of Cutaneotrichosporon oleaginosum, 648 nucleotides long. RefSeq lists its product as uncharacterized. The record is from RefSeq and is a predicted model, not a curated record. NCBI's taxonomy places the organism in Eukaryota, Fungi, Basidiomycota, Tremellomycetes, Trichosporonales, Trichosporonaceae.